Osmia bicornis bicornis is the source of this 1307-nucleotide messenger RNA. It is a transcript of the gene Tm2, whose product is annotated as tropomyosin-1. Lineage: Eukaryota; Metazoa; Arthropoda; Insecta; Hymenoptera; Megachilidae. Gene Ontology annotation, cellular component: actin filament. Gene Ontology annotation, biological process: actin filament organization; muscle contraction. The record is from RefSeq and is a predicted model, not a curated record. The coding region runs from base 145 to 999 and encodes 284 amino acids. Gene Ontology annotation, molecular function: actin filament binding. The transcript has 7 exons.
AGCUACGCGUUGGAUCAUGCUGAAGAAGAAGAAGCUUUUCGUAGCACCCUCGGACACUCGACUCGCUCGCGCCACUCUGCUCGCUCAAGUUAGCGAACUUGAUAGUUUCUUGAAGGAAGCCGGCAAAAGAAAAAGCUCGCCACCAUGGACGCGAUCAAGAAGAAGAUGCAAGCGAUGAAGCUUGAGAAGGACAAUGCGAUGGACAAGGCGGAUGCCUGCGAGGGACAGGCAAAGGAGGCGAAUAUGCGCGCGGACAAGGUCCUCGAGGAGGUCAGCGAAUUGCAGAAGAAGCUGACUCAAGUGGAGGGCGACCUUGUGGCCAACAAACAAGCCUUGGAGCAAGCUAACAAGGACCUCGAAGAGAAAGAAAAAGCUCUGACCAACGCUGAAUCCGAGGUCGCCGCAUUGAAUCGCAAGGUACAGCUGAUCGAAGAGGACUUGGAAAGAUCCGAGGAACGAUUGAACACCGCUACCGCUAAAUUGGCUGAAGCUUCUCAAGCUGCUGACGAAUCCAGCCGUAUGUGCAAAGUAUUGGAAAAUCGUGCACAGCAGGAUGAGGAGAGGAUGGAUCAGCUGACGAACCAGUUGAAAGAAGCGCGUCUCCUUGCUGAAGACGCUGAUGGAAAAUCUGACGAAGUUUCACGGAAACUGGCCUUCGUUGAAGACGAGUUGGAAGUAGCUGAGGAUCGUGUUAAAUCCGGUGAAGCCAAGAUCAUGGAGUUGGAGGAAGAAUUGAAAGUCGUCGGUAACAGCUUGAAAUCAUUGGAAGUUUCCGAAGAGAAAGCUAAUCAACGAGUGGAAGAAUUCAAGCGUCAGCUCAAAACGUUGACGGUGAAACUAAAGGAGGCCGAAGCUCGCGCUGAAUUCGCUGAGAAAACAGUCAAGAAAUUGCAGAAGGAGGUCGACAGGCUCGAAGACGAGCUGGGCAUCAACAAGGACAGAUACAAGUCUCUCGCCGACGAGAUGGACUCCACGUUCGCCGAAUUGGCGGGAUACUAAAUUAUUUGGUCCUUUUACGCUUCGUAUAUUAAUUACAACGCCGUGCGUGGGGAUUGAGCUACGAUGUUUUGCAUAAAGGACUCUCUAGAACACGACCUAUCGUUGCGAGAUCGGCGAACGAAGCACGGCCGAAAUACUGUGGACACCGCGGGAAUCGGACAUUAUUUAUCGAAAUUGCACUAUUGUUACCGCGACAAUGAUGGUCAAAUGUACAGGGAUCCGUGAGGAAUUUAACUCUGUUAAAUCGUUGUACGAAAUAUUACACCAGACCCAAUAAACUGCUGUAAUGUGGUAUGCGUUACUAAUUA